UUCCCUAGGCCGCGGCGGGAUCCAUGCGGCGGUGAGGAGGAGGAGAGGUCGUCGUCGUUGGGGGUGGCGGCGGCGGAGCCUCUCGAGGUGGCGGAGCUCGGGCGGGCUUGGCGGCCACCUCCCCCCCAUCUACUGCUAGCGAGGAGGACGAGAGGCCGAGCGCCCGAGAAGAGAAGUAAGGAGAGAGGAGAAUAAAGAAAAGAAAAAAGAGAUGUGGGGCCCACAUUAUUCUCUCACUUACACAUGGGCCCUACAUACUUUUUGUUUCGCUCUAUGCUGCCACGUUUAUGGGACUAAACUGCACAGUUUUAUAUAGUUUAUGGGUGAAGAUUUUUGGUACAGAGGAUAAGGGAUGUCAAAGAGGGAUGGCAGGUGAACUUAUUCCUUUAUUUAACAUUCUCUAAGUGCAGUUAGCGGGAAAUUCCGGCCAGAUUUAUUGGGCUUAUAUGGCCUAGAGGGCUAGAUGUCUCUAGAAUCUAGAUCGGCGGCCGGGCUCCCACCACUCCACACUCCACAGGAAUGCUACCACCACUCGUGUCUGCGCUUUCGCCACGGUCUCCGUCGCGUGGGCGCGAGGAGGAUGCAAACGGAGGAGGCAGCCGGCGAGGUGGUGGGAGGCGUUGUCUCCGGCGGUGGCGCUUGGCGAGUGAGGCUGGUGCGGGCGCUCGGUGCCUCGGUGCUGACCGCGAAGAGAGGGGGCUUGCGGGCAAGGCAUGCAGCUCAGGUGCUCGACGAAAUGCCGCACGAGGGGAAGGCGCUGUUCCAGCUGCGGCCUUCGGGGAUGAGCGCGCGGCAGGGUCAACCGCCGUGAACGUACAGUGGGAUCUGGGCCAGGAUGCUCGGUUUGACCGGGUUGCCGCGAUGGCGUGGCGGAGGCAGAGCACUGUUGCCAUGGACAUGAUGGCUCCCAAUUGGGCACCUUCUGCUUUCAUGUGUCACUGGGGCAGAUGUCUUGACACGAUGACAACCGGGCAGUGGAGAUUGAAGAGAUCUAGAUGUGUGAUCGAUGUCGCCUAUGCGGGGUUGCGCUCAGGCUCAGCUACACGGCUCAUACUUGCUGACAUACGAAUUGAUCUUGAUCAGAGUGGUUGUUCUAGUAGCAAUAUCUGAUGGCAGCAAGAUCAAUUUCCCAGAUAGCAAGAACCAUCGAUCCAUUCUAUGCGUCUUCCUGUCAAGACCUCAGAUCAGUGUUCAUCAGUUGAUGAUCAAGUGACACCAUGAUGCAGAGUUACAUGUUUCACUCAAGGCAAACCAGAAAUCUCGUCAGAAGCUUCACGUCCUACAUCUGCACAGGGGCAGCAAAACCAGAAAUCUCCUGGUCAUCAAGUCCUCAACUCAAGGCUUAUAAAUAGAAAGGCCCCAGGCUUCUUUGUAUCCAAACACCUCUUCACAUUUUUCCCUCCAAGAAACCGACCCGCUCCACUCCACCCCGCAACGCAAGAAACCAAGAACUCCUCGACCGCCGGCUCGAGGCCACGGCCACCCACCCACCGCCGCCGGGAAGCAGCGAUUCUUCCUCGGGAAGGAGGACACCGCCGGCCAUGGAUCCGGAGGCGGAGGAAGCGCAGCUUCGCCUCGAGAUGGAGUUGGCAAAGAAGGCCAAGGCGGACAUGUCUGGGUUGCAACGCUCCAGCAGCCUCGGCUUGGACCACGCCGGCUUGUAUCCGCUGCCAUUGCCGCCAGGGUGGCGGUCCGCCCCAACCUCGCCCCUGAGGACACCAUCGAGCCCGCCCCCGCUCCAGUUCCCGCCGGCGUGGGCGGCUGAUGUUGCCGGCACGUCGGGCUCGGCGGCGCCCGAGGACGAUGGCCCAGCAAGAAAUGCCGGCGCUGAUGAAGCCACGGCUGGGUCUGCGCCCAAGAACGAGGACCCAGCAAGAGCUGCGGGCGCCGAUGAUGGCCCCACGAGGUCUGACUACGCCGCGAUGAUGCGGAUGGCAUUGGCCAAGUUCCAAGACGACGAUGCUGCUGCCGACGACGAGGAGGCGGCGUCCGCGGUGAUGGAGCAGGCGAUGACCGGCCUCAUGGACCUCACCUACCGCAAAGCGAAGCCUCCAGAGCUGCCUUACGAGUUCGCCACAAGAUGGCCUAUUCCUAUUGCUCAUGAUGGUACGCUUCAAGCGGAAGUAAUGCGUGAUCCUGUUAUCUUGCCUUCUGGAUAUUCUGUUGAUCAAACAUACCAAAACAACCAAAAACGGCAGAAUCCAUGGACAAAUACCAGCACAUUUACUGAUCACUCCUUGCCCUACUCUCUCUCUGUUCCAAACCACCUUCUCCGUGACAUGAUUUCUGCAUGGUGCCUCGAUCACUCGGACCUUUCCCCAUCUACCACUUCUGAUACACCUUCCACUCCCUUGGAACCUUCAGAGGAGGAACAAAUUCAACGCAUCCUAAAACUAUUCUCAGGGAAUUCUGCAUCGCAACGAGAGGCUUUGAAACUGAUCCAGCUACUCACUAAAACCACCAAAGGGGUGCAACCUUGCCUUGCCAAGUAUGCGGACAUUAUCCCAGUGCUGAUAAAUCUUAGGAGGAAAUAUAAAUCGAGUUGGACACAAGAUCUUGAGGAAGAGAGGCUCACAAUAAUCCUCAAUCUGACCAUGCACAGGCAAAACAGGGAGAUCCUAGCUGGACAGAAUGAAUUAGCAGGUGCUAUAAAAAAAAUUGUUAAGAAGGCUGGCAAUCGUGGUAAGCGAACAUCAUCCUUGGCGAAGGUAGCUUCUAUAGUUGCUGUCCUGUCAGAGUUUGACAUGUUCAGGAAAAGAAUGCUGGAUGCUGGUGGAAUGAAAAUGCUUCGAGGUAUGCUCAAGAUAAAGGAUACUGAAGUGAUAACGGAGGCUGCCACUGCGAUCCUUGCACUCUACGCAGAUGGUGAAGGCGAGCAACCAGCCAGAUUUCAUGAGGUGCCUCAGAUGCUGCUGGAAUGCCACAUGUUCACUGAUGGGAUCCUGCUUCUUCUUGACCGUCUGCCAAAAUCCCCACGUGUUUUCAGAAAAAUCUGUGAUCAGGCUUUGCAAUUGGUGAAUAUCGUCAUGGCUGAAGAUGCAAGUGGGCCGGUGACACGUAAGGGCAUCCUCUCAGCAAUUUCCUUGAUCUACGAGAUUGUUGAAAGGGAUGUGGGUAAGAUGAAUGCGGUGAAGAACAUGGAGGAUUUCAUCGAGCGGUUGCGUCAGCUAUCAUCAGAUAGAUUGCCGAUGCAGAAAAUGCUCCAGGUGGAGAGAAUAAUCAGGACUCUGUCAGAUGCGUUUCCAGCUCCUACGGUGCGAGGGCGAUGCCAAGAACCCAGUGGAAGCCGUCUUCUAGCUUGAAUCUUAUACUGUUCUUCUGUACAGAUCUCAAAAGGCUCGAGAUUUUACUUCUGCUCGCUUAACUUUCUGGAGAAGUUUGAAUUUGUUGACUGUGCAGCAAUGUGAUGGAUCACACGAACAAUUCAAAGCAUAGACAGAAUAACUUUGUUUCACUUCCUGGUGAGAGAUUGUAACAAAUGAUUGGUGUUAGUAACUGACCGAAUUGAAUAUUAUUGUGAUUCUGUGUAGUACUCCUGUAUGAAGAGAAAAAUCUUGUAUCAACUGGUGACCAUUCGUUUCUUUUCUCGAGUGUUACAAUUGGUAUAUAAUCCCUUGUUAAUAA
This is a messenger RNA of Oryza sativa Japonica Group (Japanese rice), 3624 nucleotides long. NCBI's taxonomy places the organism in Eukaryota, Viridiplantae, Streptophyta, Magnoliopsida, Poales, Poaceae. The record is from RefSeq and is a predicted model, not a curated record.